CGUUCAGCCAACGACCCGGGCCCUUGCUUUAAUUUAUGUGUAAUCAGCUGCAAUCAAUAUUCCCAUCACUUUUUGAUUACAGGAUUUACACUCGAGGUUGUGAUCACAGACUCGGGCUUCUCGGGCUGAAUUCGCUUCAAGUUCUCCUCAAGAUGUACAAUGUUGAUACGUAUUGCAGGGAAUGAUGACUCUUGGAUGACCACCUCUUCCUAUUAUUAGUUCGGCUUCACCUCCCACUCACCGGAUAUCCGACAUUCCGAGGUCGUUUGGCUUCAGAGGCCUUCAGUCGGUAGCAUCCGAUAGUGGCCAGAACGAUGACAAUGUUGAGCUUCUACAGCCAUGCUACCUCGAUCGGCCACGUUGUCCGACACACUAUACUAUACCAUUUUACGCACAUGGCAGCAAGCCAGAGUACGAACUUGUCGCCUAUAGAGGUCCGGAAUGUCGAAUUGCAUACUGAUACACAGACGCACUCCCCCAGUUCAACAUUGUCAAAUGGGCCCGUUAAGCUUGACAUAGAGCAUACAUUGGUUGACGAUGAUCCUCGGUUAUGGUCAAACACGAAGAAGACCGCUGUAUUGCUCAUUAUAUCCGGAGUGUCGAUGUUUGCGGGUUUGGCAAUGAAUAUACAAAACCCCACUAAUGCUCAAAUUGAGCAGCAGCUACACACCACCAGCGGAGAAAUCAGCCUCAGUUUGUCUCUCUUCAUUCUUGUUCAAGGCAAUUGUCCCAUCAUCUGGAGUGUGAUUAGCGAGAUAAAGGGCCGCAAGCUUGUAACCAUUGGUUUGGUGAUCGGGAUGCAAAUUGUGCAAGGCGCAGGGUCAAGUGCAGUUUGGGCUAUCGGAGCUGCCACUCUAGCCGAUAUAUACGAGCCACAUCAAUGCGGUACAAUGAUGGGCAUCUACUAUUCUGCACCUCUCCUUGGCCCCUCACUGGGACCAAUCCUUGGUGGUGCACUCACACAGGGCCUCAGCUGGCGGGCGGUUUUCUGGUUCUUGGUCAUCUGGGGAGGCAUAAUAUUUUUAGCAUUCCUAUUCUUGUUCAAGGACACCUUCAGGAAAGAGAGGAGUGUGACUUAUCAGAACAUGUUGAAGAGAAGACUCCGAGAGCAGCUGUUGUCGGAAGGAACAGAUAAGCUAGACAUUGAAGCCCAGAUGGUCAUACAGCCAUCAGCUAUUGAAGAAGUAAAGCUGACCAUUGCUGAUGUCAACCCUUUCCCUCCCUACUGGUCAAUUGUGAGCCGCAUGAACAACCUUGUUAUCUUGACAGCAUCAGGUGACUUUAGCAUCACAUAUACAUGUGCAAGAACAUUGUCGAUGUAUUAUAAUUAUGAUGCAUUGAAGACCGGCCUUGUUUUGCUUGCCUAUGGUAUCGGCUGCGUAUCUGGCAGUAUAUUGGGUGGUCGUUGGUCCGACCGGACACUUGCUCGACUAAAAGCCACGAACGGAGGGGUCAGCUUCCCAGAGAUGCGCCUCGAGAGUACGAAAAUCGCCAUGCUGUGGUUACCUCUGUCCGUGAUCGGAUAUGCCUGGGUGUGCCAAGAACAAGUCCACAUCGCUGCUGUGUGCGUGAUACUGUUCCUCGCUGGACUUUUGUCCGUAUGGAUCUACUCGAGCACACUGGCAUACCUUGUCGAUGCGAACAUUGGUUGUUCAUCGAUGGCAGUGGCAACUAAUAGUUCUUUCCGUGGUAUUUCUGCUUUUGUCGCUGCUGAGAUUGCUGUUCCUUUACAAGAUAGUAUUGGCGAUGGUGGUUUGUAUACUCUCUGGGCAUGUGUGAUGGUAUUCAUCGAGUGCAUGAUUCUGUUGGUGUUGUACAAAGGCAGGAAGUGGAGAGAAGCUAGUGUAGAACGGGAGAAGCAGAACCUGGAUGCUAAUUAA
Messenger RNA from Suillus clintonianus, 1880 nucleotides. RefSeq names its product vacuolar DHA amino acid exporter. NCBI's taxonomy places the organism in Eukaryota, Fungi, Basidiomycota, Agaricomycetes, Boletales, Suillaceae. Gene Ontology annotation, biological process: transmembrane transport. The transcript is spliced from 16 exons. Gene Ontology annotation, molecular function: transmembrane transporter activity. The record is from RefSeq and is a predicted model, not a curated record. Bases 315 to 1880 code for a protein of 521 amino acids.